Telopea speciosissima is the source of this 582-nucleotide messenger RNA. RefSeq names its product phenolic glucoside malonyltransferase 1-like. The record is from RefSeq and is a predicted model, not a curated record. The transcript has a single exon. The coding region runs from base 1 to 582 and encodes 193 amino acids. NCBI's taxonomy places the organism in Eukaryota, Viridiplantae, Streptophyta, Magnoliopsida, Proteales, Proteaceae.
AUGGUCCCAUCUGACAUAGUCCAGGCAACAUUUGUUGUGAACCAAAACGAUGUUGAACGACUGAGGCAAUGGAUCUUGGCUAUACGUAAGAAGGAUGAGGAUCAGACAUCAAUCACCCUACCACAUCUAUCAACAUACACUAUAAUUUGUGCACACUCAUGGGUUUGCUCAAUUAAAUCGAGAUCAAUCGAUGGUGCUGCUGGUAAGAGUCAAGAUAUGGAGAUCUUCCUCAUUGCCAUGGACUGCCGCAUCAGGGAUCGCCUGGAUCCUCCAGUUCCAGAAACAUAUUUUGGAAAUUGCUUGAUAGGUUGUGUUGCAACAGUGAAAAGGAGUGACUUAAUGGGAGAAGAUGGGAUCAGCAUAGCAGCAGAAGCGAUCACAAAGGCAAUAAAGAAGCGAUUGGAUGAUGGAGUACUGAAAGGAGCAGAGUACUUGAUGUCUGAGAUGAGUGCAGCAGUAACUAAGGAGCCUUUUGCAGUUGCAGGAUCUCCUAAGUAUAGAAUAUAUGAUACAGAUUUUGGGUGGGGAAGGCCAAAGAAGUAUGAAUCACUCAGAGUUGGUGGGAGACUUCUCACUUUAUGA